AUGCUCUCCAUACUCGCCGAUUACUUCUUCCGCCGUCGAUCACGCAAGUUAAAUGCAAUGUCUCUGCCCCCUGCGAAUUCGGCCACUGCCGUUCCGAGGUUAAGCGACUCUGUAUACGAACUUCACAAGCCAGGAGUUGAAUCACUGCUGGACGUUGUACUCUUUCAUGGCUUACAAUCGUCACACACCUCUGUAGCUCACUUAUCAACAUGGAGGUCACGCGGUUGGCAAAAGGAAGUAUGGCCGAUGACCUGGCUCCCGGAAGAGUUUCCUGGAGCUCGGAUUCGGUCUGUCACUUACGAUGCUUGUACCACAACAUCAGCAGAGCGUGGAAGAUUAGACCUCUACUGCACAGCCGAAAGUUUGAUCCAAGAUCUUAUAUUUGCAAAGUUGGGGCAGGAUCCUUGGCGUCCAGUUAUACUUGUCGGUCAUGGUUACGGAGGCUUGGUGAUAAAACAAAUGUGCCUCCGCGCGCGCUUCAGAGAAAGCUUGCACCUCUCAAACGAGGAACAAAUGGCUGGAUUUCUCAACUGCGUCAAAGGAAUUUUCUUCUAUGGAACUCCCCAUCACGGAAUGUCAAAUUUCUUGAGUCCAAAUGGAACACACCUGAAAGAUGCUAGCCCUCUAGUGGACUAUGUGAAGCUGCUUUGCGCAGAAUCAGCUCGCCUUCAUCAAGAUUUUGAUGUUUUACGGCGGUCCUACAAGUGGAGCAUUGCUGGAGUCGGAGAAUCAAAACCUACUAUUACCGAAGCGGGGUCUCAAAAUGCUGUCGCAGUUAGCAGUAAGAUGAUAGUAGUCGAGGCUUCAGCUCGGUACGGCGACUUCACUGUGGUGGAGCGUGAGGAUCAUGUCUCUCUCUGCCAGCCCGAGAGCAGGACUUCAAUGACUUACAUACGUUUGACAGCGUUCAUUCAAAGUAUUGAUCUUCAGGUGAAAAGGAAGAGACUUCUUGAUAAUUUCCUGAGGGUGCCAAAGAUGGCAAUGAGCAUACAUUCUCACCUCUUCGUAGAGGUUCAAAACAUCCUACUCACAUCUCCAAUAGUAGGUCUUUGCGGCAUGGGCGGUAUAGGGAAAACAACUCUCGCGAAGCUGUUGUUUAACGAAUUGUGUGCUGGAUUUGAAUACACUUGUUUCGUUUCUGGAUGUAAACUGAAGGGAGAUGACAAGGAAGUAGAGCGCGUAGUGUAUUCGUUUAUGCAUCACAAUGGCAAACAGGUUGCAGAAAGUGGGGAAAACAAGGAGUGGAAACGGACUGCUUUGAACCGGAAAACCCUUCUCCUCGUUCUGGAUGAUAUUGACAAUGAUAGCCAUGUUGAACUUCUCAAGGACAUCUCUUGGAUAAAUAAUUGA
Marchantia polymorpha subsp. ruderalis is the source of this 1350-nucleotide messenger RNA. NCBI's taxonomy places the organism in Eukaryota, Viridiplantae, Streptophyta, Marchantiopsida, Marchantiales, Marchantiaceae. The record is from the annotation of a GenBank genome assembly.